Molecule: messenger RNA, 909 nt
Organism: Pantherophis guttatus
Lineage: Eukaryota; Metazoa; Chordata; Lepidosauria; Squamata; Colubridae
Source: RefSeq, a predicted model, not a curated record
GUUGCUCCAGGAUCCGACUUGGUCCAACCAUGAUCUUCCUGCUGCUUCUCACGCCCAGCUUGGUCCUUUGCGACGCCAAUGCCACCGUCGCCUGGGAAGAGGCACCGUCUACCACCAGCCCCAUGGUAGACAUGCAGAAGAAAAUCAACGAUCUGUGGUUGAGUUUGCUGUACCCGCAACUCUACGACGAUAUCCUCAAAGCCAACCGGACAGCUUACGCUUGCUGUGUUGCCCAACCCAGUAGCAAGUUAGAGGAGGGUAAACCACGAGUGACGGGCCUGGUUUUGUUCAAGCAGUUGUACCCCCAUGGAAAGCUGGCGGCCCUUUUCAACUUGACGGGCUUUCCCACGGAAGCGAACACCUCGGCGAGGGCCAUCCACAUUCAUCAAUACGGCGACCUGAGCGAUGGCUGCGAUUCUGCUGGAGGGCACUAUAACCCUUGGAAAGUCAACCACCCCCAUCAUCCUGGGGAUUUUGGGAACUUUAACCCUAACGGGGGCAACGUUCAGAAAUUGAAAUCGAACCUCAAAGCUACCCUCUUUGGACCCCAGACCAUUCUCGGUCGGUCGGUGGUGAUCCACGAGAAGGAGGAUGACCUGGGAAAGGGCAAGAACGAAGCUAGUUUGGCUCAUGGGAAUUCUGGCCCACGCCUGGCGUGUUGCGUCAUCGGCACGUGUAAGCAGGAGCUGUGGGACAAGCUCUUCCCCAAGGUUCCAGCCAAAAGGAAGAAAAGGGUGACAAAAGCCGGCUUGGCUUGAGGGUUGGCUGACAUCCCGAAUGGCCGAUCGACUGAGUUUGGAUCCGUUAAGCGGGUUGCAACGGAAGUUUCCCUUCUGUAAAUGUUAAAAUAGGCUUUAGUGAAUUCUUCUCUCUAGAAGCAGAUCAAUAAUAAAGAAAAACAGGACCAGC